UUCGACGCCGGCAGCGACGCCGGCGUCUGUUUACAGCGCAUCGUUUUGUUUUUUUGUUUUUUGUUCGGUUCAGAUCGCUCUGAAGCUUAUAUGUAUAUGGUGGAUCUGGUUUAACUGGACGCAUUCGCCGACCGUCGACGUUCCAGAUCAUUGCACGCUCCCGUCAAAAGCGAUCCACCUCGCCGGAACAGGAGAACAACAAACAAACAGCAUCGACAUGCUACCGCCCCCGCAUCAGGACGCCUGCAAUCCCGGCUUCUGCGACUGCCCCUUUCCCAACUCCAUCGAGGUCACUAGCCACAAGGGCCACAUUCCCGACCUGGUCAGGUGUCGCUGCGGCGAGGAUGUGCCGGGUAACGUUAAUCCCUGGAAGUGGCAGGCGGCAGAGGACUCGGAUGCCAUAGUGACGGAUAGGGACAUUAUUUUCCAUCCCACCUACAGUCAGGGAACGGCGAUUGUGAGGGGGGAACGCGCACUGAAGCCGGGCAUGGUGCACUUCUGGGAAAUGCGCGUCAUCACGGCUCUAGCCGGCACAGAUGUGAUGUUCGGCAUCGGCACUGAGAGCGUUAAUCUAGGGCAGUUCAAGUUUCACUUCGUCUCGGCCCUUGGCACGAAUGCCCAAUCCUGGGGCUUCUCGUACUCGGGCAAGGUCCAGCACUGCGGGGAGCAGCUGCCCUACGGCCAGAAGUUCUCCCAGGGCUGCCUGAUUGGUGUGUCCUUGGACCGGUCACGUGGCCACCUGGAGUUCUACCUAAACCGGAGGGCGUUAGGUGUGGCCUACACGAAUGUGCCCACGGAUCCAGAUGUCAACAUAUAUCCCAUGGUCUGCUCCACGGCGGCCAAGUCUGUGAUAAGACUGAUUAACUGUACGUCCCAGCCGGUGACUCUUCAGCUCCGCUCCUUCCAAGCCCUGUCCAAGCAGCCGCACAAGCUCGCUGAACUACAGCAGAUGCCGGGACUCAAGAGCAUUCUGCAAUCCUACUGGUUCUUAGCCCCGCCCGUGCGCUACUCCCGGAGAUCGCAGGAAACCGAUUUGGACUUGGGUGACGAGGCUGUCCUGUCCAGCUCCAAGUUAAGGCUGGGCCGCAAGCAGAAGUACCGCGAAACCGACGAGGCAAGCUUAGACGAGGAAGACUUGUACGCCAAUGCCCACAAGAUCGCGUUGCGGCGCAGCGACAGUGGCGACGAGGAACACGCCUCUUCCCUCCAUGAGAUGUGCGACGAGUACUUUCACUACCUUCUUUAGAAUGUAGAACUAAAUAUUUUAAAACAUGUUAGGUAUGCAUUUAAUUAAAGAGUCAUUAUUAACAUAUGUA
Messenger RNA from Drosophila kikkawai, 1316 nucleotides. RefSeq names its product SPRY domain-containing SOCS box protein 3-like. Gene Ontology annotation, biological process: proteasome-mediated ubiquitin-dependent protein catabolic process. Gene Ontology annotation, molecular function: protein binding. Gene Ontology annotation, cellular component: SCF ubiquitin ligase complex. NCBI's taxonomy places the organism in Eukaryota, Metazoa, Arthropoda, Insecta, Diptera, Drosophilidae. The record is from RefSeq and is a predicted model, not a curated record.